AUGACAGGUUUCGGUUUCAACACUAAGACCCCGGCCGCAUACCAAAGUGUAAACUCGGAGGAAGAACCUUUAAGUACGAAUGAAUACGAGCAAGAAGAAAAUCAAGUCCAAGAGAUCAUACCUUGCCCAUCAAAAGAACUCACACAAACUUGGGCAAAUGGUUUACGAGGCCUGGCGGCUUUCUGUAUCAUGAUUCAUCAUUCUAUAGUCGCUUUCAAUUCUGAAGCUACUCUAAAUACCAAAGACCCUGAUGGCACCGUACAUUUUUGGCAGUGGCCUAUCUUACGUGCAGUUAUAUCUCCUACGUUCUUGGUUAAUGUAUUCUUCGUUUUGUCAGGUUAUGUGUUAUCUUAUCGAACUCUCUAUCGGGUCGGUCAAGGGCAUCUAGAGGCGGGACCUGUUCAAAGUUCAUUGGCAUCGGCUUCUUUACGACGAAUAUUUAGAUUAUUACCUCCCCCAGUGACCUCAAUUGCGAUCUCACAUAUUAUCUUAUUGAGUGGAGGUUUUGAUUUGACAAGGGCUAAGAAAGUGUGUAGUUGGUGGGGGCCUGCAUAUACUCCACGUUGGAUCACCUCCAAUUGGCUCGAGCAAACUUUAGAAAGUUUGAAAAGCAUGGCAGUUAUAUGGUACCGAACGGAAACUGAAUCUCAAUAUAACAAUGUCUUGUGGACAAUGCCUGAAGAGUUACGAGGUUCUAUGAACGUCUUUUUAUUUCUAUUGGCAACAUCAAGUUUAAAACGUCGAUUCCGAGCUAUGUUGGCUGUUGGACUAGGUCUUGUGAACCUCUUCAUGAAAGAAAUGUCAAUCUUACCAUUCAUCUCAGGCAUUCUCAUCGCCGAACUUCAGGUCUCGCAAUCCGAACGCAUACCAUUCUUCGAAAUGAAAUCUUCUUCCUGGUCACUCUGGAUGUUUCGAGUCAUGUCAAGGUUUUAUAAUAAGGAUGAUUUUCAAGAAUAUCGAGUAAAGACAUUAUACUACAUCAUGGGCGGUACUCUUACUGUUCUCUCAAUAUCACAAUGCACUACUGCCAAACGAAUUCUUUCCACUAGACCACUUCAAUUUUUAGGUAGAAUCUCUUUUUCAUUAUAUGUGAUCCAUGUUCCACUCUUACUCAGUCUUGGAGUAUCUCUAGUUUCAAAUUUUCGAGAUUUGGGGGUUUCAAACACUUUUUCAAUCUUCCUCAUGUUACCUUUUUGGGUUGGAUUGGUCAUCAUGUUCAGUUGGCUCAUGACAAGGUUUGUAGACGAGAAGGCCAUCGCAUUUAGCCGGGCAUUGGAACGGUAUUGGAGUGUAUAG
Molecule: messenger RNA, 1296 nt
Organism: Melampsora larici-populina 98AG31
Lineage: Eukaryota; Fungi; Basidiomycota; Pucciniomycetes; Pucciniales; Melampsoraceae
Exons: 5
Coding region: 1-1296 (431 amino acids)
Biological process (GO): polysaccharide biosynthetic process
Cellular component (GO): membrane
Molecular function (GO): acyltransferase activity, transferring groups other than amino-acyl groups
Source: RefSeq, a predicted model, not a curated record